UCAAAACUAACCUAUACCUAAACCUAAUCUAUACCUAUACUAUACCUAAUAAACUACGACCUAUGCUUAAGUUAUCUGUAAUGUGUUUUUUCUUAUAAUUAGAUAUGUUAACCAAAAUUUUAAAUAUAAUUAGGACACAGAAGGUAGUUAAUAACCGAAAAGUUAGUGACAUUUACAAAUACAGAAGUUUUUACACUUCACAAAUCAGACAGCAUGGUGAAUAUGAAUGGCAGGAUCCAAAAUCGGAAGAUGAAGUAGUCAAUGUUACAUUUAUCAAUAAAGAUGGAAAAAGAAUUCUUGUUCGAGGAAAAGUAGGAGACAAUUUACUUUAUCUAGCUCAUCGAUAUGAAAUUCCGAUGGAAGGGGCAUGUGAGGCUUCUUUAGCAUGUACAACAUGUCAUGUUUAUGUACAGAGUAACCAUUUGGAUAUCCUUCCAGAAGCCACAGAAACGGAGGAAGACUUGUUAGAUAUGGCUCCAUUCCUAAAAGAAAAUUCUAGAUUAGGUUGUCAAAUAAUACUCACAAAACAGUUGGAAGGUUUAGAAGUCGAAUUGCCGAAAGCUACCAGAAACUUUUAUGUUGAUGGACAUACACCUAAGCCUCAUUAAUUAUGUGUAAAUAAUGUGAAUUGUUGAAUCUAAUUUUGAUUGUUAGUAUAUUUAUUAUGUACUUAUAUAGGAAUAGAUAAUUUUUAUUUUA
Messenger RNA from Anoplophora glabripennis (Asian longhorned beetle), 699 nucleotides. Its product is annotated as adrenodoxin-like protein, mitochondrial. Gene Ontology annotation, molecular function: 2 iron, 2 sulfur cluster binding. Gene Ontology annotation, biological process: P450-containing electron transport chain; positive regulation of oxidoreductase activity. Gene Ontology annotation, cellular component: mitochondrion. The record is from RefSeq and is a predicted model, not a curated record. NCBI's taxonomy places the organism in Eukaryota, Metazoa, Arthropoda, Insecta, Coleoptera, Cerambycidae. The transcript is spliced from 3 exons. The coding region runs from base 105 to 608 and encodes 167 amino acids.